AUGGCUAGUUGGAUUUACGCAGGCGCCAACGGAAAUGUAUUUAGGAAGCGGAAGUCCCGCCUCUCUUCUGAGAGGAAGAAGCAACGCAGAGGGAACAAGAACGAUUUGAGACCGCAGCCGGCACCAUGUGAGUACCCGCGGGGCCUGGAUGGCGGGAGCCUCCUCAACAAGCCCAAGAGUGAGAUGACCCCGGAGGAGCUGCAGAAGCGAGAGGAGGAGGAGUUUAACACAGGCCCGCUCUCCGUGCUCACUCAGUCGGUCAAGAACAACACGCAAGUGCUCAUCAACUGUCGAAACAACAAGAAGCUCCUGGGCCGUGUGAAGGCCUUCGACAGGCACUGCAACAUGGUGCUGGAGAACGUGAAGGAGAUGUGGACUGAGGUCCCCAAGAGUGGCAAGGGCAAGAAGAAGUCCAAACCCGUCAAC
Elephantulus edwardii (Cape elephant shrew) is the source of this 426-nucleotide messenger RNA. It is a transcript of the gene SNRPD2, whose product is annotated as small nuclear ribonucleoprotein D2 polypeptide 16.5kDa. Gene Ontology annotation, cellular component: U2 snRNP; U4/U6 x U5 tri-snRNP complex; U1 snRNP. The annotation marks the transcript as partial. Lineage: Eukaryota; Metazoa; Chordata; Mammalia; Macroscelidea; Macroscelididae. Gene Ontology annotation, biological process: spliceosomal snRNP assembly; RNA splicing. The transcript has 3 exons. Gene Ontology annotation, molecular function: RNA binding. The record is from RefSeq and is a predicted model, not a curated record.